GCGCCGCCGGUGAAGCAGCCACAGCCAGGCGACCUCUCCCUCCCUCUUGCCGUCCCAGCACUCGUCGCCUCGCGGACCAGGAGGCGGUGGGCAAUGGGGCACCCCUACGCGCCGGCGGGGCUGCAGCUGCCGGGCUUCGUGCCGCUGCAGCUGUCGCAGGGCCAGAUCCUCGCGGCCUACCUGGGCACCUCACUCUUCGUCGUCCUCGCCAUCUGGCUCAUCUCCGGAAGAUGCCGCGGACUAUCCAAGACCGACCGUCUGCUCAUGUGCUGGUGGGCGUUCACCGGCCUCACCCACAUCGUCAUCGAGGGGACCUUCGUCUUCACCCCCGGGUUCUUCAGGAAGGAGAAACCCAACUACUUCGAUGAACUUUGGAAAGAGUACAGCAAAGGCGAUUCCAGAUAUGUCGCCAGGGAUACCGCAACCGUCACGGUUGAAGGGAUAACAGCUGUGUUGGAAGGCCCUGCAUCACUGCUUGCAGUUUAUGCCAUUGCAUCCCGCAAGUCCUACAGCCAUAUUCUCCAGUUCACCGUCUGCUUGGGCCAGCUCUACGGGUGCCUGGUUUACUUCAUCACUGCAUACUUGGAUGGCUUCAACUUCUGGGUCAGUCCAUUCUACUUCUGGGCAUAUUUCAUUGGCGCAAACAGUUUCUGGAUUUGGAUACCAACGCUCAUCGCCAUGAGGAGUUGGAAGAAGAUUUGUGCAGCAAUUCGAGCAGAAAAGGUGAAGACUAAGUAAGGCUGCAUUAGCCACGGUUUGGCAGGAACUAAGACGAACUGUAAUGUGGCCAAAUAAUUUGUUGCUGGUAGCAGGACUAUUGUGUUCUUGUUUAAAGUAGCCUUGUAAACCUCGUUGUCUUGGCAACCACUUCAUCCACUCAUACAAUUUAAUAAACAGUGUGGUCUUUUUUCUCCAUUUAACAACCUAUAUAUCUCUUUCAGAAAA
Molecule: messenger RNA, 945 nt
Organism: Panicum hallii
Lineage: Eukaryota; Viridiplantae; Streptophyta; Magnoliopsida; Poales; Poaceae
Product: probable 3-beta-hydroxysteroid-Delta(8),Delta(7)-isomerase
Exons: 4
Coding region: 94-738 (214 amino acids)
Biological process (GO): sterol biosynthetic process
Cellular component (GO): membrane; endoplasmic reticulum
Molecular function (GO): cholestenol delta-isomerase activity; C-8 sterol isomerase activity; steroid Delta-isomerase activity
Source: RefSeq, a predicted model, not a curated record